This is a messenger RNA of Osmia lignaria (orchard mason bee), 5085 nucleotides long. RefSeq names its product vacuolar protein sorting 25 (gene Vps25). Gene Ontology annotation, molecular function: structural molecule activity; protein homodimerization activity. NCBI's taxonomy places the organism in Eukaryota, Metazoa, Arthropoda, Insecta, Hymenoptera, Megachilidae. Gene Ontology annotation, biological process: protein transport to vacuole involved in ubiquitin-dependent protein catabolic process via the multivesicular body sorting pathway. The record is from RefSeq and is a predicted model, not a curated record. Gene Ontology annotation, cellular component: ESCRT II complex.
UAUUAUCUUAUAUACAGUUAUGAAGAGCUUAUUGAACAUUGAAUAUGUUGAACAGACACAUAUAAAUACACAAUGAUUAAACAAUUUGAACAACCGUUCAAAGAAGAAAUUUUACUUAAGAUGAUCAUUAAUUAUAUUCAUUGUCAUACAUAUGAGAAGAUAACUGUUCUAUAGUGUUCCGAAGUCGAAUUGAUAUAUGCCGAAAUAGACGUGCUGAUAAGCGUUUUCGCAUAGUCUUGUCAAAACUUUUGUGAAUAUUAAAAAAAAUAAUUAUUUAUAUCAAUAUUUGAUAUUUUUGAGAUCUUAAAUAUUCAAACGAUAAUGGCAGAAAUUGAAUGGCCAUGGCAAUACAGUUUUCCACCCUUUUUUACUCUUCAACCUCAUACAGAAACUAGAGCCAAGCAAAUAGCAGCCUGGAAAAGUUUAAUUUUAGAAUAUUAUCGUAUCACAAAACAAUCCAUUAUAGAUAUACGUGAAGUACAUUCAAGCCCAGUAUUUAAUAAUGCAACAAUUAAUCGAAAGUUACCAUCAGAGAUGCUAUUAUUAAUAUUAGAAGAAUUAUCCAAAUCAGGAAAUGCAACUCCAUUAGAUAAAACAAAGCAAAGAUGGCUAGUUUAUUGGCAUACUUUAGAAGAAUGGGGUGAAAUAAUUUACAAUUGGGCACAGGAGAAUGGAUUCACAGGGUCUGUAUGUACUUUGUUUGAAUUAACACAAGGAGAGGAUACAGUGAAUCAAGAAUUUCAUGGGCUUGAUACAGAAGUAUUAAUCAGAGCGCUUAAGACAUUAGAAGCAAAUAAAAAGGCUGAGUUGAUUUUGUUUGAUGAUAAUCAAGGUGUUAAGUUCUUUUAAAUGUAUAAAUGAACAAAGAAAGUAUUUAAGAAGUGUAAAUAUAAGUUUUCAUUAUCAUUAAUUGAUACUUCUGUGAUAAAGGAAAAAUAUUUUAUACUUUCUGGAAGAAAUAAUUAAAUGAACUGAAGGAAUUCAUAAAUUAAAAUCAGGUAAACCAACAGUAUCCAGUACCAUAACCAUUGUAACAAGACCAGCUUGUGGAAUACCAGCAGCUCCUAUACUUGCUGCAGUAGCUGUUAUACUGUAAAAAUAUAUUAGAAUAUUACAAUUACUAGGACACUAUUUUAUAUAUUAGUUAAUUAAUAAUCAACAAAUCAAAUCAAUAACUACCUAACACCAAUGACACUGCCAAGAGUCAGUGGAACUCUUCUGACUUGAGCUAUAAAAAUUGCAGCCACAGCUUCAUACAAUGCGGUACCGUCCAUGUUGAUGGUAGCACCAAUUGGAACAACAAAUCUUGUAACUCUAGGAUCUACACCUAUAUCAUCUAAACACUGUAUCGUUACUGGCAGUGUAGCCGUGCUAUAUUCACAAAAAUAGAUUAUUCAACAGUUUAAAACAUUUUCUGACGUACUCUAUAUGUGUACAAGUUACCUUGAAGAAGUACCAAAUGCUGUGGCUAGAACUUGACCCAUUUUUCCUAUCAAUUUAAAUGGUAAUUUUCCGGUACAAAUGAAGAAAAUAAGAGAAAGAGUUCCACAACCAUGUAUAAGCAAACCUAGUAAUACUGUGAUGAAAUAUAAACCUAACUGGCCUACAAUAGCACUGACAUCUUCAAUUUCUAAAAGCUUUGAAGUAACAAGGAAAAGUACACCAAUUGGAGAUAGCCUGUUUUUUACCAUAUAACCCAUCUGGUAAUUAGCAUCGUUGCUUCAGAUAAGGUAUCAAAGAAAGUUAGGAGAGGUUUUCCAGCUUCUCCCAUUUUACUAAGUGCAAUUCCAAACACAAUUCCAAAAAAUACUAAACCUAAGGUAUUCAUACCCUCUCCAUAUUCAUGAGAUAUAUUCCAUUCAUAUAUACUAUUUACUAAAAACAAACAUUAGAUCACUAUAGCACAUACAUUAUUUGAAUAACAUACAAAUGAUUAAUGUAAAUAAUCUUUACCUCCUGUUGCAUUUUCAGGCUUUACUAAUAUAGUACGAUACUGUAACAGAAUAUGAGCAAUUAGGAUAUACCUUGAACACCUUUAGUAAUUAUAUAAAACAUCUUAUUCUUAUACAUACCUGAGCAAUACAAGCUUGUAUAAGAUUUGCUAUUAUACCUGACCAGAUCUAAUAGCGUGUCUAUAGUAGUAACAUCUCUAGGCGCUUUUGCAUCUCCUAUUGCAACUAAACUCUGUGUACUGAAGUUUCCAGGUUUAAUAAGUAGAACCAAAAUUAUACCAAGAAUUACAGCAGAUAUCGUUGUCGCCGAAUAAUAAUAAAUGGAUCGUAUACCAAUUCUUCCUAGAAAAUGCAUAUUACUUGUUUUCAAGUUACUACAUUCUGAUACAUAUAUGCAGUAUUUACAAAGAAAAUUGUUAUAAUUCUCAAACAGAACAAUAAGGAAAAACUUGAACAGAAAAAAAUCAAUGAUAAGACAUUUCAUUUAUGAAAGCAAUAAUAAAACAGUCUGAAGAUUCUUCUUCGUCUCAUUAAUGACUACAAGUCAAUAACUCAAAAAGAUAAAAGUUGAACAUCCGUUAUCAGUAUUGUUCGCGUUUCUCUGGUACCGAGCUAAAUUACGCCAGAAAAUACUGGUAAUCUGUGAUUUACCAUACCAAGUAUCUUCACGCAAACAAGUUUGUACGCCCACGCAACCCCCCUGCUUACGAGUAAUGAGAUGAAAUCUUCCUUAAAGAAGACAUAUACAUAUCAAUUACCAGAUAAAUUAAGGUCCAAACCGCCGAUGGCACUAACAAUACUAGCAAGAAUUAAUGGCAAGAUAAGUGCUUUCAACAUUCUAAGGAAAAUGUCUCCUGGAAAUUGGAUAUACAUGAUCUCUCUUUUCGACCAUGGUUCGCUCUUGGCAUUCCUUAAAAUGAAACCGAGAAUAACACCGGCUAUAACUCCAAGUACUAUGUUUGUGGAAGACAAUGAUAAGGUUGACGCGUGGGAGUGAAAGUGUGGAUAAGUUGGAAAUAUCGUGAAAGGGAUUACAACGACCCGAGUGUCUGCGGAAAUUUUGAAAUGAUUAGCCCAGCUUUUCACAUGGAUGCACCCGCCGAAAAGGGAAAAGGGAGUAGAAAGGUGAAAUGUAAGAUGUGAUUCGAAAUCAACGUUGAACCAGCAACCAAGCACGAUGGGAAAGUUCGAUUUAUAAGCGCCUAUGCGCGAGAGCAAAUGAAAUCGCAGAACGAGAGGCAACACGUGCAAUUCUUGUUCGGAUUAGCACAAGAGGAAAAGUGGUUACUUGAUAAGGAACGCGCGGUAUUUAAAAAAUUUCAAAUGAAUUCGAGUUAUUAUUCGUUCAUUAACAAUGAACAAUCGGUAACAAUGAACUACUGUGCAAAGUAUAGUUGAAUGUGUGAGGUAUAGAUAAAGCUGAGCAAUAUAUAGAUAAAAUUAUGAAAUGUUUCUAUAAAAAACGAUCCUACGUAGACGAAACAUCAGUCUUUGAAAUGUUGUCAAUUAUAUUGACUAAAAUCUGUUUUGUUAUGUCAAUACAGUAACAAGCUAUUAAAAGUUUUCCUUGAAGCAAAAAUUGAUUCUGAGAAAAACAUCUCGUCAGCCGUAAUUCUGUCCGAAAUUUUGUUUCUCAUGCACGUGGACCAUUGUAAGUUAAAAUGUUCAACCCUCUUUACUACCACUACCAUAGUAGAUACAUGUAUCAACACACAGUAAGAAAUCUCGUCAUAGUUAUCAGCAGAACAAAGGAGAUGAAUGCAAUAAUGUAUGAUUUUAUUUAAUCUUCGACUAUCGUCAUCGCUUUAAGAUGUUUUGUUCCUCACAUUUACUGCAAUUUGAUCAAAUUUUCUUUCAAAUUAUUGUAUUACCGAAUGCUUUAUUAAUAUCCACACAUUCAAUCUGAAAUACUUUCAUUAGUAUAUUUAUGAAAAGUGACUCGCACUUGUUAGUUGAGAAAUUUAAAAGAAUGACUUACCCGCUAAUUUAGAUAUAUCUAGGAUAGAUAGUCGUUAGAAGUUGUGCACGCAGCAAUGCGAUUCCACUUCGAUUGAAUCACGUUGCUUGCGUGCUGAUAUUUAAAUUUGGAUGCUGAACACGUUUUGGUUUAGACAGCGCGAAAAGUCGUUCUUCCCGCGAGCGCGAUUUCGUCGUACUGUCGGUGCGCUGCGUUCUCGCGGAGUGCCGGCUAUCCCAUGAAAACGUAGCCCUUCGUCGCGUGGAUGCAAUAUGUGUGCGUCAGAGAUCAUGUAUAUCGUUCCCUCUCCAUCACCUUUUUCGCCUGUAUUCUAUUUCUUUUUGUGCCCCAUCGUGUUUUUUAUCCCCUUUCGCCGAACUCUCGAUACGCGUUCUCCCUCCUCGCUGUUAUUCUGAUGUACCUUUGCACAUGUAGCCGUAGAUCCUAUAAUGACACGUGCCUGCGUGCGCAACAACAUACACGCGGUUUACGAAACCGCGUGUACCGAGAUCGCACACGCAUUCAGAAGAACUUGAAUGAAUGGUUGUACCAUAUGUGGGCAGACACUUAAAAGCAACCAGUAUAAACACGAUACAUUAAAUCGUGGCUAUUAUGAGAUAAUAAUUAUUUUCGGAGAAAACUAUUCAAGAUAAAAAUGUGCUGUUGCGUUACUGAUUAUUUAUUCAUCGUCUUUAUUUAAAUAUGUUUAUCAUAUAAAAAUGUUUCAGUCUCGAUUCAGUUCACAGAUAAUACUUUGAUGUUCCUUAUGUAUAGCACAGUAUUUAAAUUUCGAAUUUUGUUAAUCACUUGUUUCCUUGUUACUAGAUACAAAUGGUAACGAAAUUAUGUAAUAAAAGUGAAACGAAAUGUACACGCAACAUACGUCAACAAUAUAAACGAUGAUUUAAUUAAUGUACAAUUUACAAAAAUUAGUGUGAGAAUUACUUGACCGCUAGGAAUGAUGUUUGUAUAAUUGAAUUGAGGUCAGUCACGUGAUUCUUUUAAUUACUCUGCCCCUCCCCUUCUUUCUCGUAUAUUCGGCUAAAUUUGUUUCACUCAUUUUUGCUUUGCGAGAGGGGAACACACGAAUAUUACAAACAUCAAGGCUACUUCAUUUACAUUCAGGUUUGGUUUUUUCUUUUAGUGUUGAAAAUAAAGUAAAAACGUAAAAUGUUA